Molecule: messenger RNA, 1596 nt
Organism: Strongyloides ratti
Lineage: Eukaryota; Metazoa; Nematoda; Chromadorea; Rhabditida; Strongyloididae
Product: Neurotransmitter-gated ion-channel transmembrane domain and Neurotransmitter-gated ion-channel family and Neurotransmitter-gated ion-channel ligand-binding domain and Nicotinic acetylcholine-gated receptor, transmembrane domain-containing protein
Exons: 5
Coding region: 1-1596 (531 amino acids)
Biological process (GO): chemical synaptic transmission; nervous system process; monoatomic ion transmembrane transport
Cellular component (GO): synapse; membrane; neuron projection
Molecular function (GO): extracellular ligand-gated monoatomic ion channel activity; neurotransmitter receptor activity; transmembrane signaling receptor activity
Source: RefSeq, a predicted model, not a curated record
AUGAAGAAAUAUUAUUUUCAUCUUUUAACAAUUAUUGUUUUUUCUACGAUUAUUACAAACGCAAGGUAUACACAGGAAGAUUUCAGAGAUAAAGUUUCUGUUCUUGGUGAUCAAAUUGAAAAUGUUCAUCAUACAAAAGAAGAAGAAGAAAGAGUAUUACAUAAAAUUUAUGAACCUGGUUCUUCAAAAAAAUUAACAGAACAUUUGAUGGGUAAUCAUAAUCCAAAUGCUCCACCAGAUGGAGUAUUAGAAGUUCAUUAUGAAAUGGAAUUAGUUCAUAUUCUUGGAAUUGACGAAUUAAAACAGACAAUGACAGCAUUAGUUUAUGUAGACGAGAAAUGGAUAGAUCCUUCAUUAUCAUGGAAUCCAAAAGAAUUUGGUGGACUUAAUAAGACAUGGUUACCAAUGCAUGUCAUCUGGAUGCCUGAUAUAAUUAUUUUUAAUAUGGUAUCGGCUUCUAGGCUGCAUCAUGAAGACCUCCUUUCAAAAGUAAGAGCACCAGUAGUUGUUUAUUCCAAUGGUACUGUAGAAUGUUCUCAUCCAGCUGUUUAUACGGUAUCUUGUGAAAUUAAUAUCCGCCAUUUUCCACUUGAUGAUCAAAGAUGUGCUUUAGAGAUUGCCAGUUGGGCGUAUAGUUGGGAAAAAAUACGUCUACUACCACAUGUGGAACAUUCAUUGGAACAUUAUACACCUAAUGAAGAAUGGCAUUUACAAAAUGUUAAGGUAAAAAGAAGUGAAUAUGAACAUGAAGGAAUUUUAGUAUCACAAAUUGAAUAUGAAGUUAGUGUAAGAAGAAAACCAUUAUUUUAUAUGGUUACAUUAACAUUUCCAUCAUUUGUAAUGUGUUCCAUUAGUAUUGUUGGUCUUUUUGCUAGAUUCUCAACAACUGGAGAAAGAGAGGAAAGAUUUACAUUAGGUGUUACAGCUAUAUUAACGAUGGCUGUUUUAUCAUUGGUUGUUAGUGAAAAAGUUCCUCAUAGUUCAACAUCUGUCCCACUUUUAGUUGCAUAUUUUUUAUUUAAUAUGGUUUCUGUAUCAUUUGCUGCAAUGACAACAGGUGUUGUUAUGAAAAUUCAUAGAAAAGGAAGAUUUGGUAAAGAACCACCAAGUUGGAUAAUGAAAUUAUUUAUGUUAAAAGAAAAUCCUAAUAUACCAUUACCUGAGAUUCAAUUAAAAAGUCAAUUAUCUAAACCAAAAGAAGUUAUAAUUGAACAUGAUGGUAUUAAUUCAAGUAAGACAACUUUAAAACAUUCUGAAAGUGAUGAUAUGAAUGGUUUAAUAAAUGAUAAAUUAGAAUCUGAAUAUUAUGGUGAAAAAGAAUAUUACUCAAAAGGAUCACUUGGUACUGAUUCAGAAACAAUGUAUGGAGUAAGAUUAAGAAAAAUUAAAAAAAUAUCCACAAGACUUGAUGAUUAUCUUCAUUGUAUUCAAUGUGAUUAUUGUGAUCAUGAAUGUAGAAAUCAAAUAACAAGUGCCAAAAUAAAACAUGAAUAUAAUGGUUAUGUAAGAAUAGCAGAAAGACUAGAUUGUGUCUUCAUGUGGAUAUUUCUUAGUGCUGUAACACUUCCAGUAGUUAUACUUUUUUGGAUGAUGUAA